This is a messenger RNA of Gossypium raimondii (Peruvian cotton), 1226 nucleotides long. Its product is annotated as putative F-box protein At1g67623. The coding region runs from base 356 to 1075 and encodes 239 amino acids. The transcript has a single exon. The record is from RefSeq and is a predicted model, not a curated record. NCBI's taxonomy places the organism in Eukaryota, Viridiplantae, Streptophyta, Magnoliopsida, Malvales, Malvaceae.
UAAUUCAUGUAAGUAUAGUUUAGAUUUUCAUGUAUAAACGUUAUAGUAGAAACGUUUACUAGUCAAACUUGCUCCAAAAGCUUUAUUGUUCAAAAGGUGGCCGAUGCCUGAUGGCGGCUGUUUUUGCUUUUUACUUCGGUUUCUAAUUCAUUGAAUGGGCAAAAGCAAUUGGAAACAAUAACUUGGUUUUAAGGAUGCGUAAAAAUUGUAUUAAAUAUUUAAUCCUACCAAUUACAGGAUUUUGUUUACCUAAUCCUGGUCAAUCAUGGCACCGCCUCUAAUUCCCUUCUUAUAUAGCUGCGCUUUGUAGGAUUUGAUUCAAGAAGCAGCUCCUUUAUAAUCUCCCAACGGAAUCAUGACGAAUAAAAUUGUUAACGACAUCGCAAGGUUACUUCCAGAAGAUAUGUUGUCGGAAAUUCUCAAGCAUGCGGCGUCGAAUUCUGCCGCUGAUUUCGUCAAUGCCAGGUUAAGUUGCAAGGCCGUUCGUGCUGCUUCGAAUUACGAUCAAAUCUUCGACAACGUUUCAAUGGAGAAACUUAACUUCGUUCCAUGGCGUAAAAGCGAGAAAGUUUUGCAAAAAAGAUGCGAAGCUGCCCAAAACGCCGAAGCUUUAUAUAGGAAAGGAAUGAUGGAUUGUUUUAGUCUAAGAGAAUUUGAAUUUGGUCUCCAUUGUUUGAAGAAAGCGGCCGAAAAAGGUCAUGUAGAAGCUAUAUAUACUUACGGUAUUAUCUUGAUUUGUUUCGGGGGUGAGCUAAGGGAACAAGGGCUUCGAAUUAUAUCGUCUCUUGAUCUCACGAAUUCUAGCAAAAGAAGAACAAGAAUCGUGACCAGUUGCCGUUUAAAAACCGAAAACUUUUUGAGCAAUAUGUGGGUGUACGCUGCAUUGACCGAACCCACACGAAUCAGCCGUAGUUGUGAUAGUGACAUUAGGGAAAGACCGAAUAGUUCAAGUACUUCUUCGGAAGGCCAAGCUUGGGAAGCAAGCAAAAACGUCGGCUACUGUUGCGAUCCAUGUUUUUGGGACGGUGAAGCAACUCUGUUUUGCAGUUUGCUUAGGAAAUAUUUAAUUAAUUAGAGUGCACGUAAUCUAUGCUAUUUCUUCUGUUAAUUGUAGGUACCAAUCAAUAUUCCAAUUUGUGGCUCAGGUGAUUUCAAUUUAUUUUGGGCCGACAUUGAUUAAACAAGUUGCAACUUUGAUAAUGAUGAAUUUGGUUUAUUCAAUUAAA